CUUCAUCAGUUAGUGGACAUACGUUUGGGAGUGCAGUAGCUCAUCCAGAUCCCGCUGAGAGUGUUCACCGUUGCACGGUUCCACAAUUCUCGAUCCAGAUCAUUAUGGUGUCGCUUGUAGUGCUUGUCUUCGCCUGCUGGCUAGUUUACUGCGCUGUGCAAGCAUACCGCAAGCGGCAGCAGCUUCAUUGUAUAGCGAAAAAGUUUAGCGGUCCACGGCCGCACUGGCUCUUUGGCAAUCUGCUCGAGUACCCCCGCCACGACAUACCGGGCAUCUUCGAGAAGAUGGUGCAGCUGCACACCGACUACGGCAAGGAUCUGUUCAACUGGGGACUGCUCAACAACCACAUGUUGAUCCUCUGCAGCACGGAGAACGUGGAGAAGGUGGCGAUGGCGAAAAAGACGCAAAAAUCAACGAUCUACGAGUUCAUCGAGGUGUGGCUGGGACAGGGAUUACUCAUCUCGAAGGGCGAAAAAUGGUUCCAGCGCCGCAAGAUCAUCACACCGACCUUCCACUUCAAGAUACUGGAGAACUUUGCCGAGGUGUUCAACAGUGAGGCGGACGUGCUGGUGGAGAACUUGCGCCAGCACGCAAACAGCGGCCAGGAGUUUGACAUUUACGAGCCAAUCUCGCUGUACGCCUUGGACAGCAUCUGUACGACAUCGAUGGGCGUUGCUAUUCACGCGCAGCGCGAUCCCACGAACCAGUACGUGCGUGAUGUGAAGCGUAUGAGUGAGCUCAUCCUCAUGCGCAUCUUUCAUGUGCUGGUGUCCUACCCGCAAGUGUACUGGUACCUGAUUCCGCAUGCAUGGGAACAACGGAAGCUGAUCGGUCGGCUGCAUGCCUUCACCGAUGCCGUCAUACAAAAGCGCCGCAAGCAACUGCUGGGCAGCAAACAGACCGGUCGCACCGUAUCCUUUGAUGUGAACGAGGAAAAUCUUUACUCGAAGCGUAAGGAAACGUUUCUGGAUCUGCUCCUCAAUGUGACCGUCGACGGGCAACCGCUCAGUGAUCUGGACAUUCGUGAGGAGGUGGAUACGUUCAUGUUCGAGGGACACGAUACCACCACCUCGGGCAUCGCCUUUACCUUCUAUCAACUCGCUAAACAUCCCGACAUCCAGGAGCGACUGUUUCAAGAGAUUGUCGAUACCCUGGGACCGGACUACCGUACCGUUCCCCUUACCUACAGCACGCUCCAGAACUUUAAGUAUUUGGACAUGGUGGUGAAGGAAUCGCUUCGACUACUACCGCCAGUCUCCUUCAUAGGGCGCCGCUUGGUGGAGGAUCUGGAACUGAACGGUGUGACCGUACCGGCCGGCACUGACAUCACCAUACCGAUCUACGUGAUCCACCGCAAUCCCGACGUGUACCCAGAUCCGGAACGGUUCGAUCCGGAGCGCUUCGGUGAUGAGAGCACGCAACGCCGCGGACCGUACGAUUACAUACCGUUCAGCAUUGGCUCGCGGAACUGCAUUGGCCAGCGGUAUGCGCUGAUGGAGAUGAAGAUUGGCCUCGUGCGGAUGGUUUCCCACUACCGGAUACACCCGGGCGACACUAUGCACGAGGUACGCCUCAAAACGGACCUGGUGCUGCGGCCGGACAAGGGCAUACCGGUGCGGCUUACCACAAGACGGUAGAGCACCCUUCACCGACACACGCGCCACAGCCUUUCGCUAAAUAUAAGCACGAGAGCAGGGUAGACAUGGGCGCUAUGAAAGAAUGCAUUAGCCCGCUGACCUCGGCGCGCAGAUGGAAAGAAAAAAACGCCACACCGAAACGCGAAAGGUCAUUGAUCUAGCAGGGUAGAAUCUAGCCACUCUAAGAAAGGAACCUGUUGGCAUACUCUGAAUAUUCUAUGAUGUAGUCUUGGCAAACAAAACCUCCACACUCGCCCCUCCA
Molecule: messenger RNA, 1899 nt
Organism: Anopheles aquasalis
Lineage: Eukaryota; Metazoa; Arthropoda; Insecta; Diptera; Culicidae
Product: cytochrome P450 4d2-like
Molecular function (GO): monooxygenase activity; iron ion binding; oxidoreductase activity, acting on paired donors, with incorporation or reduction of molecular oxygen
Source: RefSeq, a predicted model, not a curated record